AUGAGUUACCAAGCGAGCAAGGAAGCAAGUUCCGCGGGCAAGACAACCCUGUCACCGUCGGCGUGGGAUCUCGAUGCCGUACGCACCGUCAACAUCGAUGAGAGUGUCGUGGCGGGGACCUCUCUCGCCAAUUCGUUCGUCACGGACCCACUGAGCCUGUAUAUCUUGGACGGCCUCUCCGAGGAGCAGAAGAAAUGGGACCUCCAUGUCUCCCUCAUGACGACAGUCGUGGGCAUCCCACGCUCACGCCGGCCUGGUGACGACCAUCGGUCCCGGCUACGACGCCCUGGCUAUCUGGUAGUACAGCUCGUUUCCCGGGUGGAGGUGGGGUAG
Molecule: messenger RNA, 333 nt
Organism: Geosmithia morbida
Lineage: Eukaryota; Fungi; Ascomycota; Sordariomycetes; Hypocreales; Bionectriaceae
Product: acetyltransferase
Exons: 1
Coding region: 1-333 (110 amino acids)
Source: RefSeq, a predicted model, not a curated record